This is a messenger RNA of Medicago truncatula (barrel medic), 2256 nucleotides long. RefSeq lists its product as uncharacterized. The transcript has 4 exons. The record is from RefSeq and is a predicted model, not a curated record. NCBI's taxonomy places the organism in Eukaryota, Viridiplantae, Streptophyta, Magnoliopsida, Fabales, Fabaceae. The coding region runs from base 1270 to 1632 and encodes 120 amino acids.
AUUCUUAAAUUAGAGUAAUGAUGCUUUUGAAUUCAUGAGAAAAUGAUUGAUGACUUGAAAAUAUUUUAGUCCAUAAUUGAUACUAUAAACUCCUUCAUUGUACUAUGACAGCUAUGUCUAGGAAAGAAGAUAAGGGCAAGAAGGUUGCUUCAUCAGAGCCUAUUAAAAAAAAUCAAAGUAUACAAUUGCAGAGGAAGUUGAGCCAAUUUGGGCAAGAAGGUCACAGAGCAUUGUUAUUCGUGAGCCUAGUAAUGAUGGUCGACCUCCACACAGAUCUCCUUCGCCGACAUAUCCACCUCCACACACUGCUCAUUCCACGGCAUGUCCACCUGCCCAUCGUGAUACUACUCCAUCUCCUACUAUACCUGGAGUUUCUCCUAGUAUACCUGGAGUUUCUUUCACUUGAGUUACUAUGUCUGGUGUUAAUCCUCCACUCUAUACACACUCACCAAGACAUACUACCACUCCAAUCUCUGCAAGGUCUCCUGCUCCAUCUCCUAGUAUACAUGGAGUUACCAUGUCAGGUGUUAAUCCUCCACUCUACACACACUCACUAAGACAUACUACCACCCCCAUCUCUGCAAGGCCUCCUACUCCAUCUCCUAGUAUAAAUGGAGUUUCAUUCCCUAGAGGCACUGUGUCUAGUGUUACUCCUCCACUACAUACACACUCACCAGAAUAUAAUAAUACUCAUUUCUCUGCAAGACCUCCUACAUUAUCAUCAGAUCUUUUACCAGAUGUCCGUUUUUUAGAAUUGCUUGGUAUUAAUGGAGGAUUUAUGCCAGUACCCGAGGUGCAACAAGAACAAGAACAAGAGCAAGAGCAAGAGCAACAACAAGAUUGUGAGCAAGAACAUCAAAGCCAACAACAAGAAAGGGAAGCGGCACAACAAAGACGAGUGAGACGUCGCUACUAUGAAGUGGUACCAAAGUACAAAACUCAUUAUAUACUUGAAAUUAAGGGUGACUCGUAAGUAUUUUAACAAAUUAAUUUGCUACUUACUUUCAUUUCAUACUUUUUUUUUUUUAAGUCAUAUAUUAAUUAUCCAUUUAAAUAUUCAAGUUGGAGCCAUCGAAAAUCUCUGCAAAAUACAUAAGGGAGGCAAUCCAAGCAGUGUAUAAAAAGCCGUGGCCCGUGUAUAAGGAUCUUAAGAAAGAAAUUGGGGAUAAAGUUUUUAAAGAGUUUAAGAGACACUGUGUGUGGGAUCCUCAAUAUGAAUAUGAUGUUGAGCGCAUUUUUCAUCGUUUAGCAAGUUCAUGUCUGUCAGAUAUGCUAUAUGAUGAACGGAAGAAUAUUGCUGAAGACCGUUCUUAUCGCCCUCAUUGGUUGGCCGAAGACCAUUGGCGUGCCUUGCUGUCCUAUUGGGCUACAAAUGACAGAUAUAAAAAGCACUCCACGAUUAAUAAAAGGAAUAGAGCAAGUUCAAGACAAGCUCGCCACACACAAGGUUCUGUUACUAGUGCAACCCACGCGAGACAUAUGGCAAAAGAUCUUGGAAGAGAUCCCUAUGUAGACGAGCUUCAUCGAGAAAACCAUAUUAUACAUGGUACAGAUGUCUACGUUGAUGAUCGCUCCUAUAAUACACAGGUAGCUUUUCGGGAGGAGGUACGACUAUUCUUGGAAGAGUCGUGAGAAUAUUCGACCUAUGAAGAAUUGCCUAAUGCGAUCAAGCUGGAACUUUGGAGGAAGGUAUCAGGACCCGGGACAAAGCAUAAGUGGUAUGGUCUUGGUCGGUAUGCUUCCCUCAUGGAGCAUGGAUCUGUAAUCAAUGAGCCUUCCUUUGGAGAAGGGUCUUCAAGUAACCCGGAAACGUUGCCUCCUCAUGUGAUUGCCCAGAUAGAACAUUUGACACAGGAGUUGCAGGCUCGUAAGCUAAUGGAGCAAGAGUUGCGGGACAAGAUGGAACGGGACGCUGAGCAAUAUAGAGCAUUUCAAGAAAGCGUUGAUCGACGGUUUGAGGAAUUGAUCGCAAGCACAUCAAGGCGAGUUGGUGUUGAAGAAAAUGGUUCAGAUGAGUCAUACAAUCCCAACAUUGAAGAGGAUGAAAGUGAUGACACCAAUUAAAUAUGAUGCUUCAGAUAGUUUUAGGCUAGUUUUGUGGACUAUGUGAAUGUUGCAGUUUGAUAUUGCAGCAGCUAUGUUCUUCUGUUUUGGCUGUUGUUGAUGCUGCAGUGGCAGUUAUUAGGUUCUGUUUUGGCUGGUGGCCCUUUGUGUUCGAUUUUGAUGCAGGGAUAUGCUAUUGUGGCCCUUUGUGUA